Messenger RNA from Klebsormidium nitens, 744 nucleotides. Lineage: Eukaryota; Viridiplantae; Streptophyta; Klebsormidiophyceae; Klebsormidiales; Klebsormidiaceae. The record is from the annotation of a GenBank genome assembly.
AUGACUUUUUCGAGCUCUCCAGACCGCUCGGAGUCGCCUUCCCCCUCUUCUUGGCGCGCCCGUUCAAUUGGCAGCGCCUUGCAGGAGCACGCGGCAGCGUCCCCGCGCAGGCCGACCGCGAGGACCACCCCGAUCAACGGCCACGUGGCAUCCCGUUGCGACCCGAGAGCUGGCUGCGACCCGGAUGACUUAUUCGAUUACUUCACGGAGGAGGAGGUCGACUACGAGCCCACGCCCGAGCCCUCUCCGGAACCCCUCGCAGUGACGCAGGAUGACGUCAUCCCCCCGUGGGCGACGCUUCUCCCGGCGCAGAACGCCGCCCCGGGGUCUCGCUGCAACGACCCCGACAACAUUUCUCUGGGGCGGGCACAAGACCUGAAUUGGAUGGAGGACAUUCAAGCGGAGAUCGCGGAUGUAGAGGCCAAGGUGUACAGUCAAGUGGGAGGCGGAUUGCGCCAAAGCGCGCGAGCUGGCGCAGGCGAAGGCGGCCGCAAUCUCCUCUGUCUCUACGGUCACCCUCGGGGCGGAGUUCGGGCAGUCCAAGGGGAAGCGCCCUGCGAACAGACGCGGGGGCAAGGGAAAGGAGGGGGCUUCGCGCCCCCUCUCGGGGAAACAGAAUUUGGGACAGUAUGGGUCUCGGUUGACCCCUCUGAAGAGGUCGUCCACAACUACCUCGAUCGUCACCACGGCUGCGAUUCGACCUCCUUUCGGACGGUCUCCCGGAAGUCGCGCUGGGACGUCUGA